AUGUUACCAUCAUUGAUGCUCCAGGUCACCGUGAUUUCAUCAAAAAUACGAUUACUGGCCGAUUGUGCUAUUUUGGUCGUUGCUGCUGGUACUGGUGAAUUCGAAGGUGGUAUCUCGAAAAAUGGUCAAACACGUGAACAUGCUUUACUUGCUUACACCAUGGGUGUCAAACAAAUGAUCGUCGUCGUGAACAAGAUGGAGACAACUGAACCACCAUAUUCAUACGGACGAUUCGAAGAAAUCAAAACCGAAGUCUCUGCUUACAUCAAGAAGAUCGGUUAUGCCUACAAAGGUGUCGCUUUCGUUCCCAUCUCGGGCUGGGACGGUGACAACAUGGUUGAACCAACAGAAAAAAUGCCAUGGUACAAGGGAUGGUCGAUCGAACGAAGAGAAGCAAACGCAAGUGGUAAAACACUCUUAGAAGCUCUCGAUGCCAUCGUCCCACCAGCACGACCCACUGACAAACCACUUCGAUUGCCACUCUCAGAUGUCUACAAAAUCGGUCGUAUCGGUACCGUGGCCGUCGGUCGAGUGGAGACUGGUGUUCUCAAACCCAACAUGGUCGUCAGCUUUUCUCCAUCGAACUUGCAAGCAGAAGUCAAGUCGAUCGAAAUGCAUCACGAGCCUCUCGACGGUCAGUACGAAAGAAAAACGCACCGAUGA
Messenger RNA from Rotaria sp. Silwood2, 663 nucleotides. The record is from the annotation of a GenBank genome assembly. NCBI's taxonomy places the organism in Eukaryota, Metazoa, Rotifera, Eurotatoria, Philodinida, Philodinidae.